Molecule: messenger RNA, 1684 nt
Organism: Exophiala xenobiotica
Lineage: Eukaryota; Fungi; Ascomycota; Eurotiomycetes; Chaetothyriales; Herpotrichiellaceae
Exons: 2
Coding region: 64-687 (207 amino acids)
Source: RefSeq, a predicted model, not a curated record
GGACGAUAUUCGCUAUCUUCCCAUGAGCCGUUCUCGCAACGAGGACUCACGCGUCCGUCCAUAAUGCGCCUCCUAUCCUCACCGUUCCCUCUCCUCCUAAUCCUUAUCUGUCUCCUCCAACCAACUCUCAGCGCCAAAUCGACCGCAACCUCCUUCUGCAAAUGCAUCUGCUUCAACAACAGCACCAUCAUCGCCCUGAACCCGCCUCCUUCCUCGACCCGAGCCGCCCGACCACAUAACCUAGACGUCCGCUCGCCAGCCGUCCACGCAGGAGCAGGCCUAUUCCCAGGCAGAGACACAGACGACGAAGAAGACAGGGCCGCAGCCGCAGCCUCAGCCUCAGCCGCUGCCGCUCCCAAAGAAGACGACGGCGACGAUGCCAACGACCACCCACCAGCUGCCCAACCGCACAAACAUCACAAGCUCACAUGCGCCGACUGCACGCGCGCAUUCUGCCUCGACUACAAUCUGCCCAUAUGCAAAAACGCCGGGGAAGAAGACGUGUUCACUACUUGCUUCCAGCGCGAUUCUCUCAAGGAUGAAACGGUCGUCGUUGUCUUCAUCUUCGCCACAGCCGGUCUCCUGGGCUGGGCUCUGGUAAAACCCUGGAUCGACCGGCUCAGGGAGCGGAAUACAUUCAUGCCGCUCCCUCAACGUGAUGGACCUCGUACGAACAGUGGUCGAUGACAGUAUUUGAUAUGAGGCGUGCAUUAUGUGCAUUCACGCCUUCCAUUAUCUUCAUUCGCAUACACAGGGGUAUCUAGCUCACUGUAUUGCUCAGCUUCAUCUGGUCUCGUUCGCAUUGUAUUCGCCACAAGAAAGCACGCCUGAACCCAACAUGACCAGCACACAAAUCACGAAGCUGAUGGAUUAUCCACACCAAGAUGCUGCCAGUAAUUACCCAUUUUUCCAUGCAAGAGAGAACGCUGAAGUCGACUUUUUUUCAACGCUGGCUAAGAACGCUGCUUUCAUGUCUGAAGAAAGGGUACAUCCCUCUCAUUUGGAAGGAAGAAGGAAUCCAACUCGUUCUCUCUGAAGAACGCCUCCAUCCCAAUCUUCUUUCCAACCAACUGGUUCCCACAAGGUCGCGUUCACCAUGCGAGCUUUGUUGGAGACGGAUCGCAAAUCCAAGACUUUUUGGCGACGGGCUUCACGCUCACUAACGACGUUGGCCAUAAGUUGGGAAGCCUCGGAAAUAUCGCGUGUUUGAAGAAUAGAAUUGAAGCAGUAAAGAUGCUCGAAAUCCACGUUGACGAGGAUGUUCGAAGCCACCGUAUCUCUGAAAGUGGAAGCCGUGGGCAAGAUCUCGGAUUGUGGCGAGGUUGGUGACAUAUCGGCUGACGACGGCAUAGAGCCGAAGACCAUCGAAGCCAACGCCGGGUUAUGUUUCGGACGGCCACUGUCGGGCUGUGGGAGGCGAGAGGCGAAGUGGAUUGGUGUCGAAUUUGUGUCGAUUUUGAACUUGCUGAUGUCCAUCCGAGUUGCCAAGAAGUGUAGGAUUGACCUGAUCAUGGCGUUGCUGGCGACAACAUAAUCUGAUCCGGUCGUGUUCUUAUUGGAAGACACCACUGGAGCAUUGGCGAGCUCCAUCGCAUGCUUGUAGGUGAUCUCAAGAAUGUCCCAAUCGAGGUAGUUAGACAAGAGUCUCUCUGCACAUGCAGACACCUGUUCGAUGCCUAGUUCG